Orcinus orca (killer whale) is the source of this 6050-nucleotide messenger RNA. It is a transcript of the gene MRPS10, whose product is annotated as mitochondrial ribosomal protein S10. The coding region runs from base 2607 to 3227 and encodes 206 amino acids. The transcript is spliced from 6 exons. The record is from RefSeq and is a predicted model, not a curated record. Gene Ontology annotation, cellular component: mitochondrion; mitochondrial small ribosomal subunit. NCBI's taxonomy places the organism in Eukaryota, Metazoa, Chordata, Mammalia, Artiodactyla, Delphinidae.
UGGGGGGACGCGCUGGGGGGACUAGGCGGUCCUUGGGUAACUGGCCCAAGGACAGUUACCAUUACGUCUGGCUGCCACCUGUCAUUCUUAACAUCUGGAGCUUUCCGCGAUAUUUAUUCCGCGCGGCCCGUUGUUUGCAGGAAGGUGGCGAGCAAAGGGCUGAUUUUAUCUCGAAUUCUCUCAUAGGAUAAAACGUAAGUUAAUGAGUCAGGGCAAAGACAGGAACUAGAAAAAUCGUAGACUGUCAGGGCUGGAAAGGAUAUUGAAUAGCGAAUGUUCCAGACCCUGCCUUUCACGUUUGCGAAAUAAACUGAGGCUCAGAGAAGUGAAGAAGGUUGACCUCGCGAAAAUUAGGUGGCACGAGAUUUUAGACGCUUCCCACGGAACCAGAUUGAGAUACUUUACGGAUACCCGGGUUUCUGAGAUUUAGAUAAGAAUCGCUGAAGUCAGAGGAGUGGGUUCUUUGGAGAAAAAGCAAAAAUUUAAGCGGCGGUUCUUAAGUUAUUUGGCCUCAGCACCCCUUUCUUUACACUCUAAAAAUGGUUGAGGACUGCGAAGAGAUUUGGUUUUUGUGGGGUUUAGCUAUCAAUUUUUAGCUUAUUAGAAAAUACAACCGAGAAUCUUAAAAGUGCUUGUUCACUUAAAAAUAACACUAAUAAACUCAUUACAUGUUAACAUAAUUAACGUUUUUAUGGGAAACAACCAUAUUUUCCCAAACAAAUUGAGAGAGAAGUGUAGCAAUAUUUUACGUUUUUGCAAAUCUCUUUAAUGUCUGGCUUAAUAGAAGACAGUUUGGCUCUCAUAGCUGCUUCUGCAAUCUGUUUUUAUAUCACACGUCCUGCAGCCUCUGGAAAACUUUACUGUACACUGGUGAGAGAAUAGAAUGGGAAAGUUGCAAAUUACAUCUUACUGUUAUUAUGAAAAUAAGUUUAGUUUCCCGGGCCCCUUCUGAAGGUGUCUCAGGAGCCCCUCAGAAGUCCUUAGACCACACUUUGAGAACCACCGUUAUUAAAUCAGGCGCUGUUAGUGGUUGAAAUUUUGAACUAUUUUAAGACGCACUUACCCAGAACAGGCUCCACCCCCUCAAAAAAAAGAAAGCAAAAGAAGGAAAGCUUAAGAACUUCUUAAGGUUAGUUUGUGGGUGUAAUAGCACUUUAGGCUCCAACUUUUUAAAAGCAGGGGGUUUAUACUGGGAGAAGAUGCCUGGGAAGUGUCAUAUUCCUUAGACCUGUGGGCCUUCUACACAACUGGAUUGUGGGCUUAGGGGUAUAAAUGUGGGGAGGGAAUUUCCUCUGUGAUUAUGUGUGGAAAAUGGCACAUACCUCUUACUACCUUGUAUUGUGCUUGAUUUCCUUUCUUCUUUUUGCUUUUCUCCCUUGAUCCAAGAGAGACUGUGAAAGUUUUGAUUUGCUUCCAUCUUGGGUGAAGAGUAGAAGAAGGAUAAUUAGCUCAGAAUAGUUGUUUUUUUUUAAACAUAGGUGACCCUCUGUUGUUCUAAUUAAGUUUCAUUUGUACUAAACUGUUAUUCUCAUCUUUAAAGUAUUUUUCAGGAUCCUGUUGAGCUUCCAGUUUCUCAGUUUACACUUUUAAAUCUUGGGAAAGCUUAAGAAAAAAACGGGUGGCAAAUGUGUAUUACAUACAGUACCAUAGGUUUCCUACAACUAGAAAUUUUGUUCCACCAGGGGGAGCUGACAGUAAGGAGUUGGAAACACUGUAUUGUUGCAGUAUGAGGCACAGUAGUGGUAUAUAAGAUGGGUGUAAAUUCCAAUGUGUAUUUCAACUUACUUAUAAAAUUAGACGUUUAUAAGCUAGUUGUCUCACCCAAGCCAAGAAAUAAAUAUGCUGGAAAAGGUGUAUGAAAGCUUCAAAGAAGGGUACUUUAGAAUUCUUAUUCCAGCAUCAUAAAUUAAAUUAUAAAGACGCUUUUUUUUAAUGCUUGAAAAUAUUUAAGUAAAAGAAGUAUUAUGUUGAAAUAUAUUUAAUCUGUAAAAAAAAAAAAAUGGGAAAAUGAAGUCACAUGUUUUCUUCCUUGAUGUCUGCAUAUUUAAUUCAUAGCUGUUAAUGUGAGAAUUGUUUUUUUAAAAAAGUUCUUGUUCCUGGGCUUCCAUGGUGGUGCAGUGGUUAAGAAUCUGCCUGCCAGUGCAGGGGACACGAGUUCGAGCCCUGGUCUGGGAAGAUCCCACAUGCCGCGGAGCAACUAAGCCCAUGUGCCACAACUACUGAGCCUGCGCUCUAGAGCCCGCGAGCCACAACUACUGAGUCCGCAUGCCUAGAGCCCGUGCUCCGCAACAAGAGGAGCCACCACAAUGAGAAGCCCGCCACCACAACGAAGAGUAGCCCUCGCUUGCCGCAACUAGAGAAAGCCAGUGUGCAGCAACAAAGACCCAACGCAGCCAAAAAUAAAUUAAUUAAUUAAAAACAAAAAAGUUCUUGCUCCUGAGCUUUAAAAAAUAUAGUAUCUAGUAUUUUGAGAGUCCUUUCUGAUUAUCAACUCUACCACUUUUUUUUAAAUGAAAUCUAACUUGGCAAUUUAGUUACCCCAAUAUCUUCAUCUAAAAUAAUGAGAUAGCCUGUUAUUUGAAGCAUCCUGCAUCUUUUGGGUUUUAAUGGAAACUAUGAAUGGUUUGGGAAUUGAUUUUAAUUCUAACACACAUCCCCCUGUUUUUAAGGGUUCGAGGAAUUUUUCUGUAUGCAGUUCUAGGAGCAGUACAGCCAAAAAUGGUGGCCGCCUUCUCAGCACCAAUAUGAAGUGGGUACAGUUUUCAAACCUACACGUUGAUGUUCCCAAGGAUUUGACCAAGCCUACGAUAACCGUUUCUGAUGAACCAGACACGUUAUAUAAGCGCCUAUCAGUUUUAGUAAAAGGCCAUGAUAAGGCUGUAUUGGACAGUUAUGAGUAUUUUGCGGCGCUUGCUGCUAAAGAACUUGGUAUCUCUGUUAAAGUACAUGAACCUCCAAGGAAAAUAGAGCGAUUUACUCUUCUCAAAUCAGUGCAUAUUUUCAAGAAGCACAGGGUUCAGUAUGAAAUGAGAACACUUUACAGAUGUUUAGAGUUAGAACAUCUCACUGGGAGUACAGCAGAUGUCUACUUGGAAUAUAUUCAGCGAAACUUACCUGAAGGAGUUGCCAUGGAAGUUACAAAGACAAAAUUAGAACAGUUACCAGAACACAUCAAGAAGCCAAUCUGGGAAACAAUACCAGAGGAGGAAGAAGAAAGCAAGUCAUAAAGUCUCAAAGUGACCACUUGUGCUGGGAUGUGAAGUGAGCAUGUCAAGUGGAGGGAGUCUCCAGUGAAGACAGUUUCAAGUCACCCUGACUGCUCUCUUGAGGCAGCACGGCCUGAUCAGUAGAAAGCAGGGAUUGGAAGUUUACGAUACACCAGACUAUUGUGCAGGAACCACUUUAUGUAUUCUUUUAUACAUGUCAUUGUUUCAGUUCGGAUUUUAACAAAUGUGAGCAAACCGUUUGGACCACUCGUACCAAAACGGUCAGAUUCAUGUUUUGUUAUUCCACUGUUGUUCAAGUAUUAGUUUGCACUGAUCGUGAUUUGUAUCAUUUCAUUCAUCUAAAAGUGUUUCAAAUAUUCCUCACACGCAUUUCUUUCUUUUGAGGAACCUAGAAGGAAACUUUGGUUAAUUUAACACUGAGCAGAUAAAGUUUUUGAUAUUUACCUCAGUGCAGGCUGACAUAUGCUAGUUUGGGGGUGGUGACCUCCAGGUUUUACCUCAUGUAAAGCAUUACAUUCUUGAAAAUUGAUAUACUUUAUAGCAGAUCAAGCACAUUUGUGGCAUGUGCCGAAUUCUUCUGUAGCCCGAACCCUUUCAGGGCCACCUAGAAGGGUCACUAUAAUGGAAUUUCAGCUCUCAAGAAAUUACUGUAUCGUUUCAUUCAUCCUGUAAUUCAUUUAUUCAAUAAGCUUUUCUUUUGUUGACUUUGAACCCAGCACUAUAGUAAAUACCAAAAAUUGAAUAGCAAUAACAGCUUUCAAAAAUUGUGCAAGGCACAAAUAAAUACUUUUCCCUUAUUAAGUUCCAUGCUGAUAAGACCUCUUUCUUUUGGUGAAUAGCACUCUUUUUGUUUGGGGAUGUCUACUUUUCCAUAAAAUUAAAUAGUAGUUAAAAAGCUCUGAAAGAGGCAAGAUGACAGUGGGCUGAGGUUGUUGGUGUAUCAACCCCAAGGGAGUGAUACGUUUCCUUUUUACAGCAGAAUCCGCCCAUGUCUUUUGUGGUUUCCUUCAUAUCUUUGGGGUAGUUAUGACUUCUCAGUUUUCCACCCUUAAACUAGAGUCCCUGUUCUCUUUUCCCGACCUGCUAUCAGGUAUGAGUGUUCUGAAUGCACACUGCUCAUGUAUCAGACUUACAUUACUGUCAUUAACGUGAAAAGAAUUACAGCCUUGUGCCCCAUGACCUCAUUCUGUUUGCAGCUCAGUUGUCUAGUGUGUCAUUCACAAAUGCCUAAAGCCUGUUUAUCCCAGGUAUAAGCCUCAGGAUUAAGAACUAGUCAAUAAAUCAAGAGCAGUAUAAAAUUAACUGUAUCUAGCAAAGCAGCCAUUGUGACUCGUUUUCAUUUUGAAAGAAAUAAUUCUUUAAAAAUGUAGACCCACAUCUGAUCCUUUUUUUGUGCUUUUUUUACAGUGUCAAUCACUUUAUUAUAAUAGGAUGACUUCUGCAUACUCGCCUCCAGUGGCUCUGUUUUAAAGGUGUACAUCCACUUCCAGCUGUUUUCAGACUAAAGUAGCCUCUAAACCAGAUUACUUAGCACUUCAAAUUAUAUAUUAAAAUCUUGUUUUAAGAUAAAUACAGAGAUAAACUACACACACAACAAAAAUUAAUGGUAUUACCUUGACAUAAGUACUUGGCAUAUUUGAAGCCUACUUGAUAUAAACUAGGUAAUUUCUUUAUUCUGAUAGACUGAGAAGGGUCUUUUUGUUUUUUAAUUGGGUCUCCUGAGUAAAAUGUAUGUUCUGAAUAUUAGAAUUAAUGCCCAAGUCUCAACUUUCUGUUCAUGGUGGUGACGGGAGGUAGUGAGAAAAGUAGACCUGAUGUCAGGAUGGCAGAAGGCAGGUAGGAAGUGAGACGGUUUUUUAUUGAGGUGAAGCCCUGAGUUCAUUGUUAUUUUCUCUGAUCUGAAGUAUAGUUUCUUUUCAUAUUAAAUAAAAUAGUGUAAAGGUCUGUUUUAAAUUUUUGGUAGACUCUACAGAUUAAACUUGUUCAGUGCCUAGUUUUGAUGCUUUCAAAGAGAAUUAUAUGUCCUUUGGCCACUUAGAUAUGCCACAGUAAAUACAUAAAGCAAUUAUUUUAAAUCAGUCUAUUUUUGUAACAUUUCUGUUUGUCAGCUACCCUUCCUCCUUUCUUACACUAUUAAAUUAGCUUUACUGCAACAUUCAUGAAUAGAGAAAACAGGCCUGAGUCAGAUAAGAGUUCAAACCCACUAACUGCUAUAAACAGGCAAGGUAAGGUGUUUAACUCUCUCAGAGCCUCAGUUUACUCAUUAGUAAAAUGUAGGAAAUAAAACUUAUGAAGAAAAAAAAGAAAACAACAACAAAAAAAACUUAUGAAGGUUGGAGUAUUGAAUUAGGUAACUUGUAAAGCACCUCACACAGUACCAGGCAGAUAAUAGACAUUCAAUAAAUACUAGCUAUGUGAAUGAAGAACAGUGCCUGCCAUAUCAGUAAACAAAGGAUGUUGCAGCCAUCAAGCCAUCACGUUACAGCCACCCUGACAGUGCACCCUGAGGAGACUCAGGAUGAGAAGCACAGGAUACUGCCCCCAGAUAGCUGAAGUGCAUAUCAAAGGAAUGAUUUCAGUGAGCCCAAACUUGCAUCUCCCCAUACUUAAAAAAGUGCAGAAUUCCUUAACUCGAGACACCUGGUUUUCUUUAAUUAAUGGUAAUCUUUUGAUGUUCCGAAUACCUGGUCCUUAUUGCAAAAACCUCUGUAUAUCCUGGCUCUCCCCCUUGCCUCUUCGGAGCAGUCUCUCAGAGUUAUCUGAGAUGCUGUGUCCCGAGCUUAAGUCCUCAGUUUUGUCCACUAAAUAAAACAUAACUCUCGA